AAAUCUAAAAUCUCUUCGAAGUAUCAACGUUUUUAUGAGCUAGCAGAUCGAAAACUCAUUAAAAAACUUUCUGUUUGAACGUCUGUGCUUGAUCGUACCUGCUUCGAAGGAAUGACGUCAUCUUUCUCGCUCCGUGCAAAAAUCGCUUAGCGUGCGAGAUCGUGAAAAUGUAGUGAAUAAAAUCAAAAUUUAUGGCAAUUUCUAAGGAAAUAUAAAUUAUGUUUUUCGUGGGUACCCAUUGAAAAUGGUUAAAAACUACGGUUUGGUUUUGGGUUUGCUGUGGGCGGUCUACAGUGUUUGUACUGGAGCUCCGUUAGAAAUAACCGAGACCUACCAGGAGUUUCAGUCGAAAAACUCGGCUCCCGUCAGUGGUCAGAAAUCAAGAAAAACAGAAAUACCCACAAGUAACUAUGAACCUCAACCAGGCGUAUCAGCGUACAGACCUUCGCUAAGAAACACGAAAGAAAUCAGACAUGCCUGAAAAAGGACAGAUAAAAUUCAUGAAAACUUUGCUUGGGAAAGUCAAGACGCUUCUCCACAGCGAUGCCGACGACGACGGUGAUAGCCAUAAAUCGAAAGAGAAGGACGUCGCCACUCAUAAAAUACCCGAAAAAAUUAGCGCAGUGGCCACGGACGCCGGAACCAAUAAAAUGUACGGGGUCCUGGGUAACAGCAAAGGGCACAAAACCGACAAAUCGGUGAAUGUUAUCUCGAUACCAUUGGAGGCUUUGAAGAAAGUUGUCCCGACAGAGAGUUAUCUAUCUCGGGGAAAGGACCCCGAAGAUUUGGCACACUUGCCUAAAAGCACGCAAGUUGUUCUAAAGCCUAUCUCAGUAAGACUGGCAAAUAACGAAGGAAACAAAGGAAUGACCUCGCUGGUACCUGUAGUGUUACAAAAUCAGGCUCCAAGGGUUGUUCCGUUUCGAUCCGACAGCUUUUUCCCAGACGGUGGCAAUAGCGAGCCAUACGGUGACUCGAGGCUUCCGUUUAUUAUAGACCGACACGGGGAUAUAUUGAAACAUAACAAGGCGGAUGAAAGAUUAUUUGACGAUAACAAAGGUGACGAAGGGUUGUAUCGGGAUAUUGGUCAUAUUCCCGGGGAUAUAAGAUUCCAUCACACCCCAUCGGACGACCAGGACGAGGAAAGCAGAAGACCAAGUUUGAGACACAAAAAUCCGGGCAGAUAUCAUCACGAUAGGGCCGAUGAUGAUGAUGAUGAUGACGAUGAUGAUGAGGACGGUGAUGAAGACGAUGAUGAUGACUAUGAUGACGACGACGAUGAUGACGACGAAGAUGAUGGCUAUAACGAUAAUUUUGAUAAACAAGCCCGUUUCAAAGAUUCACCCCGAAUGCGUGAAGAAGAACGGCAGCUGGCUCUGACUAGAAAGCGUCUUUACGACAUGCUGCCUGGAAACGAUCCUACGUACACAUCGGAAAAUCGGGGCCUGGGGCUACCGAUGCGACCAGGAAUGAUGGGGAUGCCCGAAGCAUUUCUGGGCAACCCUAUGAUCCAACCAGGCGUUGGAAUAAAUGCGCAAAGAACCUUGAUGCCUUUCUUGGGCGAAGCAAUGGCCGGGGAGCAUGCGGACAAUUCGAACGACAGGAGUGUCUUCAUGCUCGGAGGGCAUGGAACGAGACAGGUCUUUGGGGACUCCAGUUCAGAUGAGUCGAACACACCAAGGUCUGCGUCAAUGAGUGUUAAUUCGGCAGGCUUUACACUGGGUGGGUCGCACGCACAGGCGAUGUCACCGAAUGAGGUGAGUUACAUGAUACAGAAGCAACCAGGCUUUGGACAGUUGUCUGAGAAAGAUAAGAUCGCCCGUCCUAGCGGAGUUCUUUUGAAGGUCAACGGUCACCCAAUCGGGGACUCCAGGGAACUGAGGGAUCACGUGGAGAACGGAGUGUUGUUGAAGGGUAAGGAGAAAUUGAUUAAGUCCAAAGGUCCCAUGGAUGUCAAAGUUUCCAAGGCAACCGAUGGCGUGCACUCGAAAGUUGUUGAUAUCACUAGCGCUGAUAGGGUGAAAGUUUUAGAAGCGAAGAGUAAAAUAGCGAAGACGCAUUGAUGAUGAAGAGAAGAUAGCUGGAAACAGCUUGCACGUGCAGCAACUCGUCUGUGCAUGAACCACUUUCUUAUUAAAACCACAAACAGAUCAUGGGUAAUUUGAGUAAUGAUCCAGUUAAAAAAGAAGUCCUGGGUUGGUGAAUGGUGGUCAAAUUUUUCAACGUUUGCACAUACCUUGUACACAGACUGAUAUUUUUCCGACCCUAGUACGGGACCACAUGUGAAGUUUAGUCGAUCACGUUACUCCUUCAAAUAUUCUGGUGUAAAUAGGACAUCGAUUUUGUAAUAAAGAAGAAUUUUAGACCAAAUAUCUGAUGGAAGAUGUUUACUACUA
Dendronephthya gigantea is the source of this 2396-nucleotide messenger RNA. Its product is annotated as mediator of RNA polymerase II transcription subunit 13-like. The coding region runs from base 474 to 2063 and encodes 529 amino acids. The transcript is spliced from 2 exons. NCBI's taxonomy places the organism in Eukaryota, Metazoa, Cnidaria, Anthozoa, Malacalcyonacea, Nephtheidae. The record is from RefSeq and is a predicted model, not a curated record.